AUGCAGCAGCCGCAUAGGAUCACCGUGGCCCCGAUGACCGGCAGGAUGAUGCACUCGGCCAUCUUCGGGGACAUGAUGCGGGAGCUGGAUCCUCCGCUGUCCCCGGGGGCCGCCGCCUCCUCUCCCGUUACCCUCGCGCUCCGCAAUGAUUUGGGCUCCAAUAUCCACGUCCUGAAGACCCUGAACGUUCGGUUCCGCUGCUUCUUGGCCAAGGUGCACGAGCUGGAGCGGCGGAACCGACUGCUGGAGAAACAGCUGCAACAGGAGUACAGUGAGCGGCGGGAGCAGCGGAGGAGCCGGAGCUUCUACCGGGACACCGGGACCCAGACCGAAGCGCUCAACGCCAACCAGCUGCGCUACAGCCGCCUCCCCGGCACCAUCUGGAGCUACACCCACGUGCGGCGCACCGGAGGCGGCCUGGAGACCCUGCAGGGACCGGGAGUGUCCUGGACUCAUCCGGACGGGGUCGGGGUCCAGAUCGAGGUGCCCGAUCCGGGACUACUGGGGGUGUACAGGGGCAUGCUAUAUAUAUGUAGAGAGAGAGAGAGAUAUAAAAAAAGAUGGGAGGAAGAGUUGGCCAAGAGGACGAAUCUGGAAUCGCUGGUGGAGACCCUCCAGGAGGAGGCACAAGAAGCUUAUAACGUCCAUGAUGAGCUGAACGAGAAGAUCGAGCGGCUGAAGUCCGAGCUGGUGGUCUUCAAGGGUCUGAUGAGUGACCCCAUGACUGAUCUCGACUCAAAGAUCCAGGAAAAAGCCAUGAAGGUGGACAUGGAUAUCUGCCGGCGGAUUGAUAUCACCGCCAAGCUGUGUGAUGUAGCACAGCAGCGCAAUUCCGAAGAUGUAUCCAAGAUGUUUCAGGUGGGAACAGUGUCCAAGAAGAGGGAGCGGAAGGUGACGUCCGAAGAGGACAUCUCCGAGCAGGACGGGGACGCCGGGCAUUUCUCGGAUGAUGAAGUCAGUUGUUCCCUCAAUAUAACGGAUGAGAUGAAGAGAAUGUUCAACCAAUUACGGGAAACGUACGACUUCGACGACGAUUGUGACAGUCUGACCUGGGAGGAGAACGAGGAGACGUUGUUACUGUGGGAAGAUUUCACCAACUGCAACCCGAGCAUCGAGGUGCCGGCGGGGGAGGAGGAGAGUCUGGGGAGUCUGAUACAAGAGACAGAAACCUUCCUCAAGACCAGAGAUAAAGAAUAUCAAGAAACCAUUGACCAGAUUGAGAUGGAAUUGGCGACUGCGAAGAGCGACAUGAACCGUCAUCUCCACGAGUACAUGGAAAUGUGCAGCAUGAAGCGGGGUCUGGACGUGCAGAUGGAGACGUGUCGGAGGCUUAUUAAAGGAUCGGCCGGCAGGAAUUCUCCGUCCGUCAGCUCUGUGGCCAGCAGCGACUCAGGGAACUCUGACGAGAUGCAGGACGAGUUCGAGAAAGACGCAGACGGCGACACGGCCAUCAGUUGAUAAGCGGCGCCCCCCGAAGGACUGGAUAAAGCAGAGACUUUUGUCCUCCACGUCGCCCUCCUCCCCUCGAUCUGGUGCUGUAAACGUCUAUUCUACAGAAAAACCUGUAAAUAGGAAAGAAAAAAAAGUGCUGUAUGACAUGUGCCUUCCCUGCUUCUGAGCCCCCCGUAUUAUGUCCCCCGUCACCAGAAGCCUGUGAUGUCACACUGCCCGGUGAUGUCAUAGUCUGCCUCCAGCGUUCCAUUGUUUGGGGCGCACUAUAAUUUGGGGCGCUCACAGCAGCAAAUAAAUUCACAGGAUUACAGUUCCCGGGGCGCGGCGUGCGAUCUGCAGUCGGCGCUGGCGCUCUGGUGGGGGG
Hyla sarda is the source of this 1816-nucleotide messenger RNA. RefSeq names its product intermediate filament family orphan 2 (gene IFFO2). NCBI's taxonomy places the organism in Eukaryota, Metazoa, Chordata, Amphibia, Anura, Hylidae. The record is from RefSeq and is a predicted model, not a curated record.